AUGACAGCCUCUGACCAUCGGGCAAAGGCCACGCGAUACAAUUUCGCCGUGGCCUUCUAUGUCGCCUUGGGCUCGUUCACAUAUGGCUUCAAUUCGGCCAUCAUCGGCUCCGUAAUUGGCAUGCCAUCAUUCUACGCCUACUUUGACUUCGUGGCCACCAGCUCCUAUGGUGGUUCCAUCAUCGGUGCUUGCAACGGGCUCUACGCAGGCGCUGGUGUCUUGGGAUGUUGGGCUGUCUUCUGGUUUGCAGACAAGUUCGGCCGCAAGGUUGCGAUCCAGGUGAUUGCGGCAAUCUGCAUUGUAUCAGCUGCCAUUCAAGCUGGAUCUGUGCACAUUGCCAUGUUCCUGGUGGGAAGAUUCCUCAACGGCUUCGGCGUGGGCAUGAUCAACUGUGCCAUUCCCACCUACAUUUCCGAGAUCUCACCAGCUGCUCAGAGAGGUCUGGUUGUGGGCUCCCACGGCUUCAUCAUCUGUUGCUCAUACGGCGCAGCCGGCUGGGCUGGCUUUGGCAUCUAUUAUGAGGACAACCCGGCCAUCCAAUGGCGACUUUUGGUUGCCCUUCAGAUCGUUGCUCCUUUGUUACUGCUUCUUGGAAGUCCCCUCAUCCCCGAAUCACCUCGAUGGUUGAUCGAGAACGGAAGGUCGCAGGAAGGCUUGGACAUCCUGAUCCGGCUUCACAAGAACAAGCACGAUGUCCACGAUAUCGGAGCGCGAGAGGAGUUUGUCCAGAUCCAACGACAACUCUUCCUCGAACGGUCCAACAGAGUCCCGGGUCUCUUCAAAAUGUUCACGAUCCCAUCCUACAGGAAGCGCCUGUUCUACGGCUUCUUCCUUCAGGCCAUGUGCCAGAGUACUGGUGUCCUUGUUAUAUCCAACUACAUGGUGACCACGUUGAACAAUCUGGGAUUGAGUGGUUCAACUCCCCUUCUCAUUCUUGCCGUCUACAAUUCAUGGGCAGCUAUUUUGAACUACGUCAAUGCUCUCAUCCUCGACCGCUUCGGACGUAUCAGGAUUGUGACAACUGCAGUGAUCGGAGCCAUCAUCUGUGUCUGCAUCGUCACGGCCCUCGUCGCCCACUAUGGCGGUCCUAGCAACACCAACAAAGCGGGCUCUGGCGCCGCAGUGGCUUUUAUCUUCCUGUUCGUCACCUGCUACGGACUCGGCGUCGAUGUCACCAGCUACGUCUACUGUGCUGAGAUCUUCCCAACCCACAUGCGGACCCGUGGAGUCGGAUUCUCCGUCAGUGGGCUCUUCUUGAUGACAACCGUCUACACGACCGCGGCAGGCCCGGCAUUUAACAACAUCGGCUGGAAGUUCUACCUCGUCUUCAUCAUCGUGACGUCUCUCAUGGUGCCGUGGGUCAUCCUCUACUUCCCCGAAACCAAGGGUCUGAGCUUGGAAGAGAUCGGCGUGCUCUUCGGAGACGAGGUCGCCCUCGACUUGACUCACCUGUCCGAGGAAGAGAGGGCCGAAUUCGACAGGAGCAUCGCAGACCAUCUCCCCGUCGGCUACAACGAAUUGGAAAAGGGGGGUUCGGUCAAGAACGAGAACGUCCAGCAAAUCGAUGAUGUCGGAGACGAGGCUGAGAAUAAACAGAAAUAG
Molecule: messenger RNA, 1602 nt
Organism: Fonsecaea nubica
Lineage: Eukaryota; Fungi; Ascomycota; Eurotiomycetes; Chaetothyriales; Herpotrichiellaceae
Exons: 6
Coding region: 1-1602 (533 amino acids)
Biological process (GO): carbohydrate transport; transmembrane transport
Cellular component (GO): membrane
Molecular function (GO): carbohydrate:proton symporter activity
Source: RefSeq, a predicted model, not a curated record